AUGUUUGUAAACCUUACGGAGCCCCCUGCAUUGGAGAUGUGCAUUCUGCCAGCCAGCAAGGUGCGGGCAUCUCCCAUCUGCCUUCGGUUGCGGCGCUGCACCUUUUCAAGAAGUCGUUUUUUCACUGCUCCCGCGGAUUAUUUAGUCAUUAUCUUCAUGAUCCUGGAAGAUACAUUUCAUUUGUGCAAUCCUUUUUCUGCGUGUGAUACUUCGUUUGAUUUGGGUAGUUGUGCAGCAAGUAAGCAACAGCAGCAGCAGCCGAAGCGCCCGCUGCAGCUGGAUGCUGAUGUGGACUGCAGCAGGGACAGCAAUGGGGCGAUUGGAGGUGACGAGCGGCCGGCGAAGGUGCAGACAGGAGCGCUGGCAGGCGUGGCUCGUAUGAGGCGAGGAGAUGGGUGGGGAGACAGGACAGGAACAAAGGAGCAGACAGGAGCGAGUGGAGAGAUGGGGCAGGGGCACAAGCAGGCGGCAUUGGGGCACUGUGAGGCGUUGGCAUGUCAGCGCGAUGCACCGAGGUCGGAUGACGCAAGGGGACGAGGGAGGGGGGGGCAUGGUUGGGUGAAGCAGAAUGUAUCCCCUCUUCUUCCCCUCGCCUUCAGUAACCCUGCACGUUCUGCAGCUCUCGUCGCCUGCCUCGUCCCCUUCCCCUCGGUCAUCUCCACCCGCACCCUCUUCUCCCUCCUCCUUUCACCGUUCGAUCUCAACCCCACCUUUCCUCGCCUCUCUUGCUUCUCAUUCCUGUUCGCCAUCCGCCUUCUCGAACCUCCUUCUCCCAUCCUUUCCCCCCCUCCUUCCCCACCUCCUUCCCCCAUUCCCUCAUACCCUCCUCUGUCCCCUGUCCCUCCCCACCAUGAGUCUCCUUUCCGCGUAGGGGGAGGCGCGAGGGUGGGCGCGGAAGGCGGAAGAGGCGGCAAUUGCGCAGUACCUCCCGUGCCACUGCUGAAAGGCGGAACUGUGCGCAGCAGGGGGAGUGGCGGGGGGGGGAUUGUGACCAAGAACCGCCUGGGCGAUAAGGCGGAGUUGGGGGGAACGCGGAAGGUGGAGGAGGAAGGGCGUGUGGCGGAAGCGGACGAGGCGCGGGGGAGUACGCGGAAGGAGGCGGAACUGGUGCAAGGGGGGCGGGCAAAGGGGAAAAGAAGGGCAGUGCUGGAGGUGGAGCGGCCUUCGCGGAAGCAGAUUCCGCGCCGAGUGCAGGCAUCUCCUCUUCGAAGCGAUCCAACUCGCUUAGAAGAUGCGCCAUGGCUGCUAGAACCAUCCAGCUGGGUAAUCUACCGGUAG
Closterium sp. Naga37s-1 is the source of this 1278-nucleotide messenger RNA. The record is from the annotation of a GenBank genome assembly. NCBI's taxonomy places the organism in Eukaryota, Viridiplantae, Streptophyta, Zygnematophyceae, Desmidiales, Closteriaceae.